CAGCAAAAGUGCCGUGCAGCAGCUGCUCGCAAUGCUGCCUCUGCGGGAACACACCGACGGACGUGGGUUCCCUGUGCCGCCUCUCCUGCAGCUCCUUAUAACACUGCGGUUCUAUGGAGCAGGCACAUUUCAAAUUGUGACCGGGGACCUCGUAAAUGUUUCGCAGCCGACGGUCUCCCGGGUCAUCGAGCGCGUAUCUACCAUGAUCGCGAGAAGCCUGUUCACUGCGCUUGUGAAAUUCCCUGCCGCUGCAGAAGUGAGCGGUGUGAUGAGCGAAUUUUAUAAGUUAGGAACGUUUCCCGGUGUCAGCGGGUGCAUUGACUGCACCCAUGUGCCGAUUAAGAGCCCUGGUGGUGACCACGCCGAGGUUUAUCGCAACCGAAAAGGAUACUUUUCGAUAAAUGUUCAAGGCAUCAUGGGCCCUGACCUACAAUUUUAUGAUGUAGUGGCCAGCUGGCCAGGGUCUGCCCAUGAUAGCAGAAUUUUCGACAGCAGCCGUGCAAGAGUGCUCUACGAGACUGGUGUCGUCCCCGGGAUUCUUCUCGGAGAUAUGGGCUAUGCCUGCAGGCCAUACCUCAUGACUCCACUCAAGGAUCCUGACCAAGGCAGCCCAGAGUACAGGUACAACAAGUCACAAGCAAAAACACGAAACAGUGUGGAACGUGUGUUCGGCAUAUGGAAGAGGAGGUUUCCGUGCCUUCAGAUGAAGCUGCAAGUUCAAACAAACACUACACUUGUAGUUAUCACUGCAUGUGCGGCGCUUCACAACCUCAGCAGAAUUCUGCGUGACCCAUGCCCUCCCGAUGUGGUCGGAUGA
This is a messenger RNA of Dermacentor albipictus, 817 nucleotides long. The record is from RefSeq and is a predicted model, not a curated record. NCBI's taxonomy places the organism in Eukaryota, Metazoa, Arthropoda, Arachnida, Ixodida, Ixodidae.